AUGUCGGAUUCGUCGGCUGACGGCGUCGGCAAGGGGUUCAACGGCGGCCAGAGGAUUGGCUCGGUUUUAUCACAGUGGCCAGGACUCCCUGUUGGUGUUAAGUUUGAUCCAACUGACCUCGAACUGCUUGAACAUUUAGAAGGAAAGGUUAGCAGGGCAGCAUCCCAUGUACUAAUAGAUGGUUUUAUUCCAACCAUAGAGAAGGCCGAAGGAAUCUGCCAUACACAUCCGGAAAAUCUCCCUGGUGUCAAAUUAUACGGAAUCGCCAGUCAUUUCUUCCACAAAAUAUCAAAUGCCUAUGAUGUUGGCAAGCGUAAACGUCACAAGAUUAGCCACAGUGACCACACUGUUUGUGAUGAGAAUCUCACAUGGCACAAGACUGGAAAAUCCAGAUCUAUCUUAGAUAAUAACGAUGUCAUAAAAGGGUGGAAGAAAAUACUGGUUCUUUACAAAGGUUCUCGGAAAGGAGGUGGCAAGGCAGAAAAAACUAAUUGGAGAAUGCAUCAGUAUCACCUUGGGGUAGAUCAAGAUGAAAAGCAGGAGAAGCUUGUUGUUUCCAAAGUCUUCUAUCAGUUCCCAUCAAAUGAUGAUGGGCAGCCCCUAAUUUGCAGUGGUAAUAAAGAAUAUGAUUCAUUUCCUGGGGAAAAUGAUCCUACAACCCCAAUAACAUACCCUGCGCAGACUCGUCGCCCAAACGGUAGCCCAUCCGAAACCGAGAUCAGGAAUCCCUUGAAACAAAGCCUUGCAAUAUUGGAUCCCACUGUUGCAAUUCCUUCUCAGUUGUAG
This is a messenger RNA of Hordeum vulgare subsp. vulgare (domesticated barley), 786 nucleotides long. Its product is annotated as NAC domain-containing protein 73-like. Gene Ontology annotation, molecular function: DNA-binding transcription factor activity; transcription cis-regulatory region binding. Gene Ontology annotation, biological process: regulation of DNA-templated transcription. NCBI's taxonomy places the organism in Eukaryota, Viridiplantae, Streptophyta, Magnoliopsida, Poales, Poaceae. The coding region runs from base 1 to 786 and encodes 261 amino acids. The transcript has 5 exons. The record is from RefSeq and is a predicted model, not a curated record. Gene Ontology annotation, cellular component: nucleus.